AUGCUGGUUGCCGCCCUCUGCGCUCGCCGUAGGUUGCGUGACAAGGGCCUUCCGCCAGGGCCUGAUCCACUCCCACUUGUCGGCAAUGUGCUUCAGGUUAAUCCGGCAUACCCAUGGCUCACGUUCGCAGAGUGGAAGUUGGUAUAUGGGAACAUGGUCUACUGCAGGAUUCUUGGUAGAGAUACUGUGGUCAUUAACUCCGAGAAAGUCGCGCAGGAUUUGCUAGAUAAACAAUCGCGCAACUACUCUGAUAGGAUGAGCAUGUCAAACUUGCCAACAAUGUAA
Coniophora puteana RWD-64-598 SS2 is the source of this 285-nucleotide messenger RNA. RefSeq lists its product as uncharacterized. The transcript is spliced from 2 exons. Bases 1 to 285 code for a protein of 94 amino acids. The record is from RefSeq and is a predicted model, not a curated record. Gene Ontology annotation, molecular function: oxidoreductase activity, acting on paired donors, with incorporation or reduction of molecular oxygen; heme binding; iron ion binding. NCBI's taxonomy places the organism in Eukaryota, Fungi, Basidiomycota, Agaricomycetes, Boletales, Coniophoraceae.